Beta vulgaris subsp. vulgaris (sugar beet) is the source of this 1208-nucleotide messenger RNA. RefSeq lists its product as uncharacterized. Lineage: Eukaryota; Viridiplantae; Streptophyta; Magnoliopsida; Caryophyllales; Amaranthaceae. The coding region runs from base 99 to 875 and encodes 258 amino acids. The record is from RefSeq and is a predicted model, not a curated record. The transcript has 5 exons.
AACGAUAUAGCCGAACAACUCUUUCCUAAUUGCGGGGGUAUUCUAAUUCUUCACCCAAAAUCAACACAACUUUUACUCCACUGUAAUCAGAUAAAACGAUGGCGCACGCAAAAGGUGCGGUAGAAGUGGCGAAGACCGUCGUUGAAGUAGCGGAACUUGCGUGGUCUGCCGCCGAACUCCUCCACCACAAGAACCACAAUUCCGAUGAAUCCGCCGCCGAAGAUGUUGAAGAUCUUCGUAGAGAGAACAAGCGUUUGAAGGAAUUACUAGAGCAGAAUUUGAAGCUUCUUCAGAAUAUUUCUUCUUCUCCUUGUUUUCUCAAAGAUUGCCCUUCCGAUCUGCACGAACGCCUUGUAGCGGCUGUAGAUUCUAAACACUUCUUGACUCAACUCCAAUCUAUGCGUGAUGGAAUUGCAAAGGAGUUUCCUUUUAAAGAGCCUACAGGAGAAGACUUGGAAGCUGUUGAAAUUCUAAUCAAUGUUGACCAAGAAGAACCCAGUUGGUGGGUGUGGGUCACUGAAUCUAUGGUUCCUGGAACCACUGAGGAACGCAGUGGUAUAGAUGACGAAAAUUAUGUUGUAAUAUGUGAGGAACAUGUGGUGGAUGGUGUUGCUAAUUUUAUUGCUCGAUGCAUCGUGUCUAAUCCAAAGUUGCAGAAAUUGACUCCCGAGCAACUACAGAAAACUGUGACAGGUUCACUUGAUGGAAUGAAUAAGGUUGAGAGGAUGUUGAGUAUAUGGCAUGCUGGGAAGCUGUUCUAUGCCCUUUCUACUUGGGGACUCGCUCUAGCAGGGUUGUACCAAAGUCGUGCUGUGCUGAAACUUGCUGCCCAGGGUGUACACCAUACUUCUAAACUUGUACUGAAGUCCUUAUGAUUCUAUGAAGAUUAACGUCACAUCUUAAACUAGUGUGUUUAUUUGUUUUUGUUCACUAAUCAAAAUGUAAAUAGUUGUAAAUAACAUUGAUAUGGUGUUGUCAUGUUAUUCUCUUUGAAAACUUGGAUGCACUUUGUUUAUCUGAUAUAACUUUGUUAUCUAAGAUCUAUGAAGAUUACCGACAUAUCUUCUUAAACUAGUGUGUUUCUUUGUUUUGUUCACUAAUCAAAAUGUACAUAGUUGUAAUUACCAUUGAUAUGAUUUCGUUACGUUAUUCUCUUUGGAACACUUCUAUGCACUUUGUGUUUUUAAUAGUAUAACUUUGAAAUCGAA